Molecule: messenger RNA, 533 nt
Organism: Trypanosoma conorhini
Lineage: Eukaryota; Euglenozoa; Kinetoplastea; Trypanosomatida; Trypanosomatidae
Exons: 1
Molecular function (GO): RNA binding
Source: RefSeq, a predicted model, not a curated record
AAAUCAGCGCCAUGGGUGCCGCCAUCCACAAUGCGGUGAACAUUGCGGAGAUUGUGAAGCGUCGUGUGGUCGGCCUGCACCAGACGACCGACAUCUCGUCGGAGGUCAUCCACGACGAGUACGAGGCGGUUGACGGAAAGAAGGAAAACAUGGAGGUGGAGCGCAAGGUGUCAACCAUCCUCGUCACGCUCUCCCUCAAGCCCCUCGACAAGAACCACGUUGGCUACCAGCCGCCUCUGCCGGAGUCGGAGGUGAAGGAGCAGGAGGAGGCUGAGGCCGGCGAGGCUGCUGGUGGAAACCACAAUCGUGGUGAGCGCGGUGAGCGCAGCGACCGUGGGGGCCGUGGCGGUGACCGAGGCAACGGGGGCGGCGGCCGCGGCCGCGGCUCCUCGCGUGGGGGACAGCGCGGUGGCGGCGGCAGCAGCAACACCGGCGCCCCCCGCGGUGGACGUGGCGGCAAUGGCCGCGGUGGAUCAGCGCGUGGUGGGGCUCGAGGUGGCCCUGAUCGUCGCAACGAUCGUCGUGUAGAUUGA